AUUUUGAGGUCUUUUGCAUCACUUGCGCGCUGCAGAAAAAAGCAACAGUUGCGAGCUCGAGGAAGAGCAUUCCGAAAGCGUCCGAAGCUCGCCGCGAUGACGCGGCCGCGAGCGUAGCCUUCAGCAUUUCCCAGGUUUGUUCUUCAAAAGCGCUCGCAAGUGCGUGAAGCCGACGAGAACGCGACGACUGACGUUUCGUGCUGAGACGGAAGCAGCGAACGGCCCAUUACUUCCGGUACCAUCUAGCACCGUCUGCUCACAGCUCAAGAUGGAGACUGAUGUUGCGUUGCUGUUGGGAAUCAUCGUUGUACUGAUUCUACUCUUGUUGACGCUGCUAGGCUUUCUCGGCUACUGUGGCCUGUUCGCGCCGAUAGACAUUAAGGCCGAGAAGCCGCCCUUCCAGGAGUUGAAUGUGGCGUACAAGUUCUGCCGCGGCUCGUACAAAAAUUCGGGCGCGCUCUUCACCGAAGCUCACAGCAUCGCGCCCACCCUGAAAUGCAUCGGUGUCUACUACGACGACCCAAGCGAGGUUGACGUGCCGCGCCUACGCUACCUCGUGGGUGUGGUGCUGAACGACAGCGACCGGCCGGCCACCAAAGAGGUCAAGGAGCAGCUGGAAGCUGAAGGCUUUAAGACUGUCAGCUUCCCAGCCGUCGAUCAUGCUGUCACCACUGUGUUCCCGUUCCGCGGCUCAGUCUCUGUGAUGAUCGCCAUGGCCCGUGUCUACCCUAAGCUCAGAGAGUACAUCAAGGAGAAGCUGCUGUGCGCACGGCCUAUGAUGGAGAUCUACGAGGACGAGCGGGUGCUGUUUGUUUGCCCACUUUCGAAGCAAGACGAGUUCUACGUCGAGGAAGCCACAGAGGACCCCGAAGAGGGUGCCACAUCUGACCCUGGCACCACUACCGCUUCCGAAGAGGAUCACGGUGAGGAUGAGGAUGAAGAGGAGGAAGAGCCACCAUCUCUACCCACGAGCCAACCGGCAUCGAGCAAUGGCAAUGGCGGCAAUGGAAACACAGAGGAAAGUGACCACGAGCGUGGCUCUCGCAGCAGCACCACGUCCUCCUUCGAAGAGCUGCGCCUCGAGACUGCAUCUAACUAGGCACUGCUCUUCUCGGGCCUCACCAUGUUCUUCCCCUCCCAAUUGUCCUUCUUCCCCGGUGUUGCACGUGGGACGUACACUGCAUGCCCUUCUGCAAGUGCACAAUGCUGCCACCUCUCUUUCCUCCAUCCCAGGGCUUGAACCUCAAGUUGUUGUUUUGAGGUGUGCACGCAGUUAUAGUUGAGGUGUUCGUUGAAGGAGCCUGCUCUAUUGGAAGGGUGUCUGAGGGAAUCUGAAGCAAUGCUAAAUGUAGUCAUAAGUCAUGCCUAUUUGGUAGUAAUAGUCGGCAUGCUCCAUUACAUCAGCAAACAUACUAUUAGAUUACUACAGGAUCCACUAAUUGGCAUCCAGCAUUGUUUUUAACUGGAGACUGGAUUGGGUAUUUCUUUUCAAGCUCUGUUCCUGUUUCCCAAAGGUUUGCUGUCUGAAUCGUCAGAAUAGUGAGCCACCUGUCUGAAGAUGACAUGCGCUGUUGUGCUGCAUUCUUCACCUUCUGUGUCAUACAAAGUGAAUAUAUGCAAGUCUUCAAGCACGUUGAACUCUGUGAAGGAGUAUGCUGUUGAAUGCAUCAUAACAAUGUCUAGUUUGUGCGGUCCAAGGCACAUUGGUGAGCCGUAUUUGAAAUGAAUACAGAGUUCUGUUCAUGGCACUAUUGAAAGUCUGGUAGAGGACUAUAGUAUUCAAAGUAUGUUGGUAGACUAGUGAACAGCAUGGCAUCAUCAAUUGGAAGCACAUCCAUUUACACCUGGCAAUCAGGGCAUGGCUUAUCAUCUUCCAAAUGUUCAUAAUUCAGUGGUAAAGGCACGACUGCAUGUAAGAGGAUAAUGACCUGUGUUCGAAAUUGGCGAUGUGCUGUUGGGUAAUGCCAUAUCCGAAGUGUAUCUGAAGUAGGUCCCACAUCAUAACAAUUUUCUCAGGUCUGCAUUCAAGCUUCUUUCCUGUCACAAAGGAAAGAGAGGAAGAGAGUACAUUUGUGACUUGCAUUGUAGUUCCAGUGACCCGUAAAACACCACCGCACAGGACUCCACAACGGGCAGGAUCCUUGCAGUGAACAGGAUCCUCGCAGAAAAAUUGUCUGCAGUGAGGACGAGAUUCUGUUGGUAAGGAAAUAAGACCAGCUUUUUUUUUUUAUCUAUGGAAAAAGCUCCCACGUUUCUUGUACAGGUGUAGCAUUGGAAAGAGAGUUAAGAAGGGAAGAAGCAUGUUCCAAUAACUUCCAAUUGACUGUUGCGCAAGUGUCCAGCUGUAUCUUCCGUAUUAUCCACCCCGUUUACUCGAGCCACUUCUGGAUUUUUGUGGCACCGUCAAGCGUUUGGGACUGUCGGACAUACAUUUAUGUAUACGGAAACUGUGCGGGGUCGACUUGGACUGGACCUUCUGAUUAGUUUGGUAGGUUCAGCGAAACUUUUACUCUCUAGUCCAGCCUUUUGAGGGAAACCACAGAUAGGAACGAGUCGGCCUUGUCCCAGGACAGAGUGCCGUUUUUGUUUCGGUUGUUGGUGACCUUUCAAGAGUUCUUUUUUUAUUUCUUUUUUUAGACCACAUCUUGCAAAAUUGCCGCAUUGUACUCUUUAAGCAAAAGUACUACUGUGACAUUGUAGUGUGUCUCGUUCAGUACUAUGUGCCGCCUUCCUAGCAGUGUUGUGUGCUUGCCAUAGAAGCAUGAUUUUAAGACGGGCGGUUGUAAGCUACACCCUCUGCAAGUUGCCGUCACUGGUUUGACGUCCUCUUGCUUUUCAGUUUUGUUGGGCAUUUACCCGUUGCUUUUGACUCGUACUUUCAAAAUAACAACUCUUAGUCUUCCUUCUAUGCUGUAUGAAGCUGCGCUGUUGCAGCAGUACUUUGAAGUGACUGGCAGGUCCUUGACAGCGCUGCAAGCAGCAGCAUGUCGUUGAGGUGUAGCAAAUAGCUACAAAGUGGAAAGGCAGCAAAAUUGCAUUGAAAUAAAAUGGAAGCAGCUUUUGUUUGCAUUUCUGGGUAUUCGCAAGACUUCAGUGUUGCGUGCUUGUAGUUUGUAAGUCUAUUAGACAAGACGUACUUGGUGAACACCUUGUGGGCGUCGGUGUGCGGGGCCCAGAUUAGAAUACAUCUUUAUGAAGCUACGCUGAACAAUACAGAAUGCAAAUGCAACACAAUAGACAAUAUCUUUUUUCUCUAGAAAACAGUUAGGUGGGGUGCUAUAGAGCAUUUAAAAAAAAAAAAAAGCACUCUCUCAUAUUAGCCUUUGAUUCAUGCAUAGUUCAAGUUGUUCCUUGAUGAACGAAUUGCAGGCUUUUGCGCCAGCUUUCGAACUUGUGGAAAACUCGAUAUUAAGAAGUCUUCUUUUACAUUGUAAGACAAACAAAAGGUUUUGUUAACUUAAAACACCGAACUCUUCUAGCGAGCUACUUACAUGUUUUCUUGCCUUUUGUGCUACUCUCUCUAUUGCAUGUACAAAUGUGUUCGGUACUGGGUACUUGGCACUAUCUCAGUUACCUGCUUAUAGUCUCAAUUGCCAAGAUGUUUUACCAAGACAGCUGUUUGUGUGUGCAUCAUUCUUUUGUUGCUUUUCGAGGGGGGUGGAUGGAAUUUUAAUGUUCUCCAUGAUCUUUCAUGAUUGAGGUCGGUCUAUUUGGCCAUCGUAACGACAGAAAGGGUGACUUAAAUGAAUCUUCUUGCUUCUUAUAGUGUAGUUUUUAUGAACUUGCACCUCCUGUAACAUAUGUCUAGUGACUUCAAGGAUUUAGCUAAAUCCCUCACAUUUUCAGUUCUACCGGGUUCGUUGUAACAUCUGGUUAUCAGCUUUCAGCGCAUUAAGAAGUUUUUUGUGUUUAAUUCCUAGUGGUGUUCUUUUUUUUUAAUUCACUUUGCAAAAGAAAUACAUAAGGGGGCAGAAGACUGAAUUUUCGUUGCACUGUCAACACUGUUCCUGUCCACCACUAAAAUGCUCUGCAUCUCUCGUCAAAAGCUAAACCUGAGGCCUUAGUUUAAAAUACCAAACUGUUCCAACUGCCGAGACCUAACCGUCCUUCGUUUCUCAGCUGGUAUAAAGAAAAGGAUAAAGGGUUGAUCUGUAUUAUAAACUGCUUUACUUGUUGGCACUUUUUUCACAUAUUUAUCCCACAAACAUUUUCUCAACCAUACAGAGAUAUUCUUGGCCCACAAAAGUUUGUUAUGGUAAUGUUGACAGGUGUUUGUUGUUGAGUUCUGUGCUGCCAAGGAAGGAGUUUAGUCUAGUGGCUGUUUUCAAUACUUCAGAGGUUUAACUUGCUAUGUGUGCCCGCUUUGUACUUUUCUUGGGUUGGUCAAUGGCGCAAAAGUGACGUGUAAGCAAAGCGCAUUUAGUCUUGAGGGGUGUUGCCACAGUUCUUUGGGGGGGGGGGGCGGGUGUCUUUGGUGUUGUUCAUUUUAAAUUUUGUCACCAUCCAUUCACAAAGCACCUUUUUUAAUCAGUCGGUCACAUAGUUCCUACAACAGAUGCUUUUGAGUGAAGUCCUCACUCUGAUUAGUGCCAAGCUGCAUAGCGUUGACUCUUGUAUGAAUGUGACGUUCGAGCUAAUCUGGCAUAACUGUCGGAGCUGAGCGAAUCUCUGCAAAAAAGGAGUGCUGUCACAGGUAUUUAGCAGGAUUUUUAAAACUAUUGGUUAACGUUUAGUAGCAUUUACAGUAAUGCGCAGAUUAACUCGAUAUAACGCAAGCAUUGCGUUACGGCAUGCAUCUAAAUCAUGUUGGCUCAGAUUUUUUGCUUUUUUUUUUUUUCACAUGAAAAAAGCUGACAUGCUACACUGCAUUUCAGAGACCUUAUUUAUGUUGCCAGCUUCAAAAGCACACUAUAAUCUAAAUUGCACCCUUAAAUGUUGCAUCAAUUUUGGGCAAGCUGUCCACUUGUCAGGCACAGUAUUAUUGAACAGAACUUAGGCAUGAUUUCUGUGAUGCACUGCUUGCUACGUUACACACUUGGAAGGUGCUGGUGUGGGGCUUUAACCAAAAAAUUUACAACCACAAUCGCUUUAAUAGCGAUUCCUUUUCAACCAGCCUUUUUUCGAUAUGGCUGGAUAGAUACAGACUGUUACCUUUUUUGUAAGCUGAAGUGGUGCAGCCUGAAGAUUCAUGGGGAGUUUCUCCCUUUUUUGUUAGAAACUCUCUCGUUGGCAAAGGGUGGAUGAAGAAACCCAUAUGAAAUGGUAGAUGUGAAUCCUAUAUUCUGUAAGUAACUAUUCCAACGCCGUCGUUAACUGUGGCACGAUUUGAAGCAUGCUCUGUAGUGCCUCACACUUGGCACUGGUUAUGCUCUUGGCAAACAAUCGAUAUUGCACAUCCCUUGUUUUAAGUAGUCUAUUACUGAACAUGCGUCUUCACUAGCCUUGUUCCAACACUCAUUUGUUCUCGUACUUUUUUCAAACUGCGCCUCCGCAGUCUGUGGUCUGGGCUAUCUGUCACGGGAUGCUCGAGAUUCGGGGUGCGAGUCGGUAAUGCAUACCACGUCGAGGCAGCAGCCACUGAACCUGUGUGACCGAGCAAGGAAACUAUUUGUUGCCCUUUUCGUUGUUUUUCCCCUCUUUCUACUUCUACAAUUUAAGGGCACUUUGCUACAUUGUUCUAAACAUUUUUCUCCUUAUUUUGUAUCAAAAUAAAACAUGGCAGACUUGAGUCGUAAAAACUUC
Messenger RNA from Rhipicephalus microplus (southern cattle tick), 5742 nucleotides. Its product is annotated as testis-expressed protein 264. Gene Ontology annotation, biological process: reticulophagy; protein-DNA covalent cross-linking repair. Gene Ontology annotation, cellular component: endoplasmic reticulum membrane; nucleus; autophagosome membrane. Lineage: Eukaryota; Metazoa; Arthropoda; Arachnida; Ixodida; Ixodidae. The record is from RefSeq and is a predicted model, not a curated record.